UCUCCCAAUAUAUUAAGCCCAAACUCUUUAAUAUAAUGGGUUACAGUAAGCACAAUCGGUCUCUCUCUCUCUUCUGGGGUUUUCUCUCCUUCUACUUCGUUCUUUGUCGUCUCUCUCUCUUUCUAGUUAGAUGGCGACUGGCAGAUCCGCUAGUAUGCCGUCACGCUUGCGACAGCUUCUUUCCGGCGAAGGCUCCAUCGGCCCCUCUAUUAGACUCGACGCCGAGCCUCCUCCGGAGAUCAAGUCGUUUAUAGAGAAAGUAAUACAGAGUCCACUCUCUGAUAUUGCGUUACCUCUCUCUGGUUUUCGCUGGGAGUACAGUAAGGGGAACUUCCAUCACUGGAGACCUCUGUUUCUACAUUUUGACAAGUACUUCAAGACUUUUUUGUCAAAUAGGAAUGACCUUCUCUUGUCUGAUAACAUUCUGGGAGAUGAGGAUCCCUUUCCCAAGAACACUCUUCUUCAAAUUCUUCGGGUCAUGCAGAUCAUUCUCGAGAACUGUCCCAACAAAAGCUCCUUUGAUGGUUUAGAGCACUUUAAGCUCCUGCUCGCGUCCACGGAUCCAGAUGUUCUCAUUGCAGCCUUGGAAACUCUUGCGGCGCUUGUGAAAAUCAGCUCGUCUAAGCUCCACAGGAGUGGAAAGUUGGUUGGAUGUGGUUCUGUAAACAGCUUCCUUCUCUCUCUUGCCCAGGGCUGGGGUAGCAAAGAGGAGGGAUUGGGUUUGUAUUCCUGCGUUGUGGCUAACGAGAGGAACCAGGAAGACGGUCUGACCUUAUUUCCUUCCGGCUUGGAUAAUGAUCACAACGAAGCAGCUUCUCGGAUUGGUUCUACUGUUUAUUUUGAGUUGCGUGGACACAGUGCCGAGAGAAUAAGUGAUGGUAGUAGCGCUAGUUCUUCUUCAAGGGUGAUACAGAUUCCUGAUUUGCACUUGAGGAACGAGGAUGAUCUAGUGUUAAUGAAGGAGUGUUUAGAGCUUUACAAUGUUCCCCCGGAGCUCAGGUUCUCUCUACUCACCCGAGUCAGAUAUGCUCAUGCUUUUCGUUCUUCCAGAACCUGCCGGUUGUAUAGCAGGAUCUGCCUACUUGCGUUUGUUGUACUUGUUCAGUCAAGUGAUGCUCAAGAAGAACUUGCAUCCUUUUUUGCAAAUGAACCUGAGUAUACAAAUGAAUUGAUUAGAAUUGUCAGAUCUGAAGAACCAAUCCCUGGAACCAUUAGAACUCUUGCCAUGCUUGCAUUGGGCGCCCAAUUGGCUGUAUACUCGGCCUCUCAUGAUCGAGCCAGGAUUCUAAGCAGAUCUAGCAUCAGUUUCGCUGUAGGCAACAGAAUGAUUCUGCUUAAUGUGCUUCAGAAAGCCGUGCUGUCUUUGAAGAUUUCUAGUGAUCCAUCAUCUAUUGCUUUUGUUGAGGCGCUACUUCAGUUUUAUUUGCUUCACAUUGUUUCAUCAUCAUCAUCUGGAAGCACUAUAAGGGGGUCUGGAAUGGUUCCCACAUUUCUCCCUCUCUUGGAGUAUACUGAUCCGACUCACCUGCAUCUUGUGUAUUUGGCUGUUAAAGCACUACAAAAGCUCAUGGAUUAUAGCAGUUCUGCAGUACCUCUACUCAGGGAUCUUGGGGGUGUAGAACUGUUGUCUCAGAGAUUAGAGUUGGAGGUUCAUCACAUUCUUAAGUUGACUGGAGAGAACAACAGUGAUAUGGUAGUUGGUGAAUCUUCAGAAAUAAAUGGUGAUCAGUUACUCUCCCGAAAGAGACUCAUCAAGGUUCUUCUGAAAUCUCUUGGUUCUUCUACGUAUACUCCUGGAAAUGCGAAUAGGUCUCAAAGUUCUCAGGAGAGUACGUUGCCUGCCACUUUGUCGUUGAUAUACAGGAAUGCAGAUAAGUUUGGUGGGGAUAUCUAUUACUCAGCUGUGACAGUUAUGAGUGAUUUAAUCCACAAAGACCCCACAUCUCUUACUUCCCUGUUUGAAAUGGGCCUCCCUGAAGCAUUUCUGUCUUCAGUUGUAUCAGGAAUACUUCCUUCUUCCAAGGCUAUUGCAUGCAUUCCAAAUGGCUUGGGUGCAAUAUCUCUUAAUAGCAAAGGAUUGGAGACAGUAAAAGAAACUUCUGCACUGCGCUUCCUUGUUGAUGUAUUUACUUCCAAGAAGUAUGUUCUAGCUAUGAAUGAGGCCAUUGUUCCGUUUACAAAUGCCGUGGAAGAGCUUCUGCGCCAUGUUUCAUCUCUAAGAGCCACCGGUGUUGAAAUAAUCAUUGAAAUUGUGGAUAGAAUUGCAUGCUUUGGAGAGAGUGAUUCUUCAUCGUCUUCUGUAAAUCUGACCGAAAGUACUGCAAUGGAAAUGGAUUCAGAUGUGAAGAACAUAAAUGGCGUCAGUCAUGAGCAGUUUGUUCAACUCUGCAUCUUUCAUCUGAUAAUUCUGCUGCACCGAACAAUGGAGAAUGCUGAGACUUCUCGUCUCUUUGUUGAGAAGUCUGGCAUUGAGGCUUUACUUAAGCUUCUCUUGCGACCUAGCAUUGCUCAGUCUUCUGAAGGGCUAUCUAUUGCCUUGCACAGCACCAUUGUUUUUAAGGGUUUUACGCAGCAUCACUCUGCUUCUCUUGCUCGGGCCUUUUGCUCUUCUCUUCGUGAUCAGGUGAAGAAAGCUUUAGAAGGACUGCAAGAUCUCUCGGGGACGUUCUUACUUGAUCGAAAACUUUCUCCAAGCUGUGGAAUUUUUUCUUCUCUUUUCCUUGUGGAGUUUCUUCUGUUUCUAGCUGCAUCAAAGGAUAACCGUUGGGUGACUGCAUUGCUUUCGGAGUUUGCAAAUGGAAGCAAGGAUGUUCUGGAGAAUAUAGGCCAUUUGCACCGUGAAAUUCUAUGGCAUAUAGCAGUUUACGAGAGUUCAACGCUGGAAAGUCAAAAUACUUCUACCGAGUCAGAGCAAACAGAGCUGUCUGUAAAUGGAACGGAAGGACAAAGGUUCAGUUCUUUUAGACAGUUUCUGGAUCCAUUAUUUCAGAGGAGAACGUCAGGAUGGAGCGCGGAAUCGCAAUUCUUUGAUUUAAUAAAUCUUUACCGUGAUCUUGGACGUGCAUCGUCUGGAUUUCAACCACGACCAAUCAGCGAUGGUCCCUCUAGUUCAUCAGACUCUUCUGGUAACAGAGAGCUUGAAAGAGAUGGAUCCUAUUAUACAUCAUGCUGUGACAUGGUGAAGUCAUUAUCCUUCCACAUCACUUACAUAUUCCAAGAGUUAGGGAAGGCGAUGCUGCUCCAAUCUCGUAGGAGAGAAGAUACAGUAAAUGUAUCUCCGUCAUCUAAGUUAGUUGCCUCAAGUUUUGCUUCAAUCUCCCUGGAUCACUUGAAUUUUGAAGGCCAUGAGACUGCAGCUGAGGCAUCAAGGUCAACUAAAUAUCUCUACCUUGGCAAGGUUGUUGACUUCAUUGAUGCUGUCCUUCUUGACAGGCCUGAUUCGUGUAAUCCUGUUCUGAUAAAUUGCUUUUAUGGCCGGGGGGUGAUUCAGACGGUUUUGACAACAUUUGAUGCUACUAGCCAGCUUUUAUUCUCAAUUAAUAGGAGCUACUCAUCUCCGAUGGAGACUGAUGAUGUUAAAGGAAAGCUGGAUGAAAAGGAAGACACAGAUCAUGCGUGGAUAUAUGGUCCGCUGGCUAGCUACGGGAAGCUCAUGGACCAUUUGGUUACGUCAUCGUUUAUCUUAUCACCAUCCACAAAACACUUGCUCGUUCAACCAGUAGAAAAUGGGAAUAUUCCAUUUCCACAAGAUGCUGAGACAUUUGUGAAGAUCCUGCAGUCCAACGUGUUGAAAGCUGUGCUUCCGGUUUGGACUCAUCCACUAUUUACAGAGUGUAGUUAUGAUUUCGUCACUGCCCUCAUUUCCAUCAUCAAGCAUGUGUAUUCUGGAGUUGAGCUGAAAAGCUCAGGUGGCAAUGGUAGCGCUCGUGUAACAGGUCCACCUCCCAGUGAAACGACCAUUUCAACAAUUGUGGAGAUGGGGUUCUCCAGAUCCAGAGCCGAAGAAGCUUUGAGACAGGUUGGUUCUAACAGUGUUGAGUUAGCUAUGGAAUGGCUGUUUUCCCACCCAGAAGAAAUUCAAGAGGAUGAUGAGCUUGCUCGUGCUCUUGCAAUGUCUCUUGGAAAUUCUGAAUCAGAUACAAAGCAGAAUGUUUUAGAUGAAACUCGAGAACAGAUUGAAGCAGAAGUAGUCUCACUGCCACCAGUUGAAGAGCUUAUAACAACAUGUACAAGGCUUUUGCAGAUGAAAGAACCCCUUGCUUUUCCCGUUAGAGACUUGCUUGUAUUGAUUUGCUCAGAAAACAAUGGGGAACACCGAUCUGGGGUUAUAUCUGGCCUUCUUAACCGGAUUAAGGAUUGUUGUCCUGUCUUCGAUGACACAAAGAACAAUCUGCUCUCUGCUCUGUUGCAUGUUUUGGCUUUGAUUCUUCAUGAAGAUGCAGGUUCACGCGAAGUUGCGCUGAAGGCCGGUAUUGUAAGACUUGUGUGCGAUGUACUCUCAAAGUGGGAUUCUGGUUGUAUUGAUAAGGAAAAGUUUAAUGUUCCAAAGUGGGUGACGACAGGGUUUCUUGCCAUUGAUAGGCUGCUACAAGUGGACCAGAAAUUAAAUACUGAGCUUAUAGAGGAGUUGCAAAAAGGUGAGACAUCUCUGGCCAUUGAUGAGAGCAAACAAGAAAAGCUACAAUCUGUUUUUGGUUCUCCACAGCUUGUUGAUGUUGACGAUCAGAAGAAGUUGAUUGAGAUUGCUUGUACAUGUAUCCGGAAUCAGCUUCCUUCUGAAACUAUGCAUGCUGUUUUACAACUGUGUUCUACAUUGACAAGGAAGCAUUCUGUUGCUGUCUGCUUUCUUGAUUUUGGAGGUGUGCAAGGACUGCUUUCUCUGCCGAGUAAUAGUCUUUUUCCAGGGUUUGACUCAGUUGCUGCUAGUAUCAUCCGUCAUGUUCUUGAAGAUCCCCAAACGCUUCAGCAAGCCAUGGAAUCUGAGAUAAAACAUGCACUUGCAACACUUUCCAACAGGCACUCAAAUCCGAGAAUCUCUCCACGCAAUUUUUUGUUGAAUGUGAACUCGGUAAUUGCCCGGGAUCCAAUCACUUUUAUCCAGGCAGCUCGUUCUAUAUGCCAAGUGGAGAUGGUUGGUGAAAGACCUUACAUCGUAUUAGUCAAAGAAAAAGAGAAAUCAAAAGACAAAGAGAAGGAUAAGGAUAAGGACAGAGCUGACAAAGAGAAAUCUCAGAUUUCUAAUGAAGUUGCAACUACCACUCCUCCUGGGAGCACCAAGGCUAAAGUUUACCGGAAACCUCCUCAGUCGUUCAUUGUUGUUGUUGAGCUGCUUCUGGAUUCUAUCUGUAAUUUCAUCCCUCCUGCGAAAGAUGACAUGGUUGAAGGUGAUUCUACUUUAGCAGACAUGGAUAUUGAUCUUGCCUCUACUAAGGGAAAAGGCAUAGCGGUUGCUGCUACACCCGAAGAAAAGAAAGCUAUUUCACAGGACAUGUCAGCUUCAUUGGCUAAAAUUGUUUUCAUUCUGAAGCUUUUGAGUGAGAUGCUGUUGAUGUAUUCUUCCUCAAUCCAUAUAAUACUUCGAAGAGAUGCUGAAAUUAACAGUCUUAGAGGUCCUCAACAGAAGACUGGUCAAGUUGGUGGAAUAUUUCAUCAUCUUCUUCACAAGUUUACUCCAUACUCAAGGGUGAAGAAGGAAAAGAAAUCUGAGAGUGAUUGGCGGCAAAAGCUGGCAAGUAGGGCUAAUCAGUUUUUAGUGGGUGCAUCUGUUAGAUCUGCUGAAGCAAGGAAGAGGAUAUUUUCUGACAUUAGCAGUAUCUUCAAUGACUUCAUAGAUACAUCCAGUGCGCUUAGACCUCCAGUUAAUGAAAUACACAUUUUAAUAGAUCUGUUGAGUGAUAUGCUCUCUGCUCGGUCACUUACUGGUUCACAUAUGUCUUCCGAAGCUUCGAAUACUUUUGUUGAUGCUGGAUUGGUUAAGUCUCUUACUCGUACUCUUGAAGUGUUGGACUUGGACAGUGUAGAAUCUCCCAAAGCUGUAACAGGAAUCAUAAAAGUUUUGGAGUUGGUGACUAAGGAGCACGCCCAUUCUGCUGAUUCGAACUCGAAGAAUGAAAAUGCGAACAAGUCAUCUGAUCAAAUUCAAUCAGGAAGAGGAGAUACCACUGCUGAUGCUUCUGAAGCAGGGGAAACUAUGCUGCGGUCUAAUCAUGAUUCCAUGACAGCUGAUCAUGCGGAGAAUUUUGGCGGUUCCCACACUUAUGUUGGUUCAGAAGAUGUGACAGAUGACAUGGAGCAUGAUCAAGACUUGGAUGAAGGUUUUGCCGCAGGUGGGGAUGAUUAUAUGCAAGAAGCAGCUGAGGAUGCUAGGGGGUUGGAAAAUGGGAUUGGGUCGAUGGGUAUAGAGUUUGAGAUGCAUACCCACGUUCAGGAAAAUCUUGAUGAAGAGGAAGACGAAGAGAUGUCUGGUGAUGAGGGUGACGAAAUAGAUGAGGAUGAAAACGAUAAUGAAGAAGAAGACGAGGAGGACAAUGACUUGGAAGAAGAAGAAGAAGAAGAUGAUGUACAUCACCUACCUCAUCAUGACACCGAUCAAGAUGAUCAUGAGCUUGAGGAUGAUGAAUUUGAAGAGGAAAUACUGGUUGAAGAGGAUGAAGAGGAUGAAGAUGAUGAGGAUCGGGUAAUUCUCAGGUUUGAGGAUGGAAUCAAUGGGCUAAACGUUCUUGAUCAUUUGGAGGUUCUUAGAGAUCAUAGAUUUUCUGAUGAAACACUUCAUGUAAUGCCUGUUGAAGUUUUUGGCUCGAGACGUCAAGGACGAACAACUUCUAUUUACAGCCUUCUUGGCAGAACUGGGGAUGGUGCUACUCCUUCACAGCAUCCUCUUUUAUCUGGAUCUCCAUCACUUCCAGUGUCCCAAAGUCAAACAGAAAGCACAAGUGAUCUUACUGUUGGAGGUAGGGAUUCCAACGGUAGUUCUUCGUCACGGCUGGAUGCUAUAUUCCGAUCUUUGAGGAAUGGCCGGCAGGGGCAUCGUUUGAAUUUAUGGGCUGAUGACAGCCAGCAAAUUGUUGGAUCUGGCGCUUCUACAGUACCACAAGGCCUUGAAGAUUUACUGGUAUCUCAGUUGAGACGUCCCGGCUCUGAUAAUCCUUCUGAUCAGAAUCCAUCUGUUUUGGAACCUCAAUCACAGGCUGAGAGUGGGCAGCCCCAGGAGGCAACUGUCAGACCUGAUGAAAACGCCACUAAUAAUGGAGGUGCCAAUGUGUCUGCCCCCUCUAUCGUUUCGCCAGUUGCAUCUGCUCCCCCGGAUACACGAGCCACUGCUACUGAUUCUGUCUCCAGCUUGCGGUCUCAGUCAGUCGAAAUGCAAUAUGAUCCAAAUGAUUCAACUGUUCGGGAUGUUGAAGCGGUGAGUCAAGAAAGCGGCGGGAGUGGGGCAACCUUGGGUGAAAGCCUUAGGAGUUUGGAUGUUGAGAUUGGAAGUGCUGAUGGACAUGAUGAUGGUGCAGAAAGGCAUGAUGUACAGCCAGCGAUGCGCUCAAGAAGAGCAAAUUUGUCACUUGCGCCAUCUUCAACUGGGCGAGAAGCUUCUCUUUACAGUGUAACUGAGGUUUCUGAGAACUCCGGUCACGAGGCUGAGCAGGAUAAUCCACCAGAGGAGCAACCAGUUAACAGGGAUGUUGCUUCUAGUUCUAUCGAUCCAGCAUUUUUAGAUGCUCUACCUGAGGGACUGCGAGCUGAAGUCCUUUCGGCUCAGCAAGCACAAGCGCCACAACCUUCUAGCAAUGAACAGCAGAAUUCUGGAGAUAUUGAUCCGGAGUUUCUUGCUGCGCUUCCUGCUGAUAUCCGAGCUGAAGUUCUGGCACAGCAACAAGCACAACGGCUUCACCAGUCUCAUGAACUUGAAGGUCAGCCUGUUGAGAUGGACACCGUUUCAAUAAUUGCAACUUUUCCUUCGGAGUUGCGAGAAGAGGUGUUGCUGACGUCAGAUGAUGCCGUUCUUGCAAAUUUAACACCUGCACUGGUUGCGGAAGCAAACAUGUUACGCGAAAGGUUUGCUCAUCGAUACCAUAACCGUGCACUUUUUGGUAUGCAUCCAAGACUUCGUAGAGGGGAGGCAUCCAGGCGAGGUGAAGGUGGCAUAUCUGGAAUUGAGAGAAGUGAGGGGAUUGCUUCUCGCAGAUCUGCUUCAAAGGUUAUAGAGGCCGCUGGAGCUCCCCUAGUUAACACUGAGGCGCUCCAAGCAAUGAUUCGUGUUCUUCGUAUAGUUCAGCCUCUUUACAAGGGUCCUCUGCAGAGGCUUUUGCUGAAUUUAUGUUCUCACGGAGAAACAAGGUUUUCCUUGGUGAAUACAUUCAUGGAUAUGCUGAUGCUCGACACAAGGAAGCCUGUUAACCACUCGAGUGUUUCCGAACCACCUUAUCGUCUUUAUGCUUGUCAAAGCAAUGUAACAUAUUCACGUCCUCAGCACUUUGAUGGGGUUCCUCCUCUAGUGUCUCGGCGUGUACUUGAGACUUUGACAUAUUUGGCACGAAAUCAUUUGUACGUAGCAAAGAUUCUGCUUCAGUCCAGGCUUUCCCUGCCUUCCCUUGAAGGUUCUGUACCCUCUGACAAGGCACGUGGAAAAGCUGUUGUAGUAAGUGAUGAUCACAUGGGCAGAACGCAGCAGGAACCCGGAUCUGUAGCCUUUGCGUUGCUUCUAAGCCUCCUGAAUCAGCCCCUUUAUUUGAGAAGUGUGGCUCAUCUUGAACAGCUGCUGAACUUGCUGGAGGUUGUCAUUGACAACGCUGAAAGAAAGUCUGAGCCAGGUGACGGAUCAGAUGGGUCAGCUAGCGAGCAGCAAUCAACACCACAAGUAGUAGAAGCUGAAAAUAAUUCAGAAAACCAUGAUAUGGAAUCUGGCACUGCUGGUAAAUAA
Messenger RNA from Raphanus sativus (radish), 8914 nucleotides. Its product is annotated as E3 ubiquitin-protein ligase UPL1-like. Lineage: Eukaryota; Viridiplantae; Streptophyta; Magnoliopsida; Brassicales; Brassicaceae. Gene Ontology annotation, biological process: protein polyubiquitination; proteasome-mediated ubiquitin-dependent protein catabolic process; positive regulation of protein catabolic process. The record is from RefSeq and is a predicted model, not a curated record. The transcript is spliced from 11 exons. Bases 131 to 8914 code for a protein of 2927 amino acids. Gene Ontology annotation, molecular function: protein binding.